Molecule: messenger RNA, 1210 nt
Organism: Helicoverpa zea (corn earworm)
Lineage: Eukaryota; Metazoa; Arthropoda; Insecta; Lepidoptera; Noctuidae
Product: beta-1,4-N-acetylgalactosaminyltransferase bre-4-like
Exons: 5
Coding region: 161-1141 (326 amino acids)
Biological process (GO): glycosphingolipid biosynthetic process; carbohydrate metabolic process
Molecular function (GO): N-acetyl-beta-glucosaminyl-derivative 4-beta-N-acetylgalactosaminyltransferase activity
Source: RefSeq, a predicted model, not a curated record
UGUUUAAUUAAGAAAAAAAAACAGUCAACAAUAUUUUUCUGCUGGUUUUCGUUAAAUAGAUUUUUUUUGCCGGAUCCAUAAUGAAAUAGGCCAUUUUGGAUGUUUGAACGAAUUACAUUGUAUUGUAGCUGUUAAGGACAAAACUGAUUCAUAACAACCUAUGAUGCCAAAACGCUCACUCAAAACAAGGUUCUUACAACUUCGUGUAAUCACAGUAUUAUUUGCACUGCUAUUUCUCCAUGCAGUAAUAACCUUCUUUUCAUCAUAUGGCAUAUACAACUAUUCACAUUUACCUGCCGAUGUUAUAGAGACCCAGUUAUAUAAACGAACAGUACCGAAUCUCAGACUUGAUGGCUCAAAACCUAAAUGCAAUUAUGUUGAAGUUCUACAAAGUACUGCAACGGUUAAUAAUUGGGAGGUACAAGAUAAGCUUGAUGAUUUCUCAGCAAUUGGCGUAGAGAAUGGGGCCUACAUCCCUGAAGAAUGUAACCCUCAAUUCAGUGUUGCCAUAAUAGUGCCUUAUAGGAAAAGACAGCAACAAUUGGAUAUAUUUCUGCAAUACAUCCAUAAGUUUAUGAGGAAACAGAACAUACACUACAGAAUAUAUCUAGUUGAGCAGCAAAACGAGGGUCCCUUCAACAGAGGCUUUCUACUCAACGUUGGAGCGAGGGCCGCAAUCAGAGACAAGUUUCCCUGCCUCAUACUACAUGAUGUGGACUUGUUACCUCUUGACGAGAGCAACCUGUAUGCCUGUGCCAAUGAACCUCGUCACCUCAGCGCUAGUAUCGACAAAUUCCGCUUUGUACUUCCUUACAAGACCAUAGUUGGGGGGGUGUUAGCGAUCACAGCAGACCAAUUUGUGGCUGUGAAUGGAUUCUCCAACAGAUUUGACGGAUGGGGUGGAGAGGAUGACGAUUUUUCUUGGAGACUUAGUUCGCAUAAAUUGGAGGUGGUCAGGUUUCCUCGAGAGAUGUCCCGCUACACAAUGUUGAGGCAUCGCCAGGAGGAUCGAAAUCCAAAACGUGAACGCAUCAUGAAGGAGAAUCGCCAACGAGGUAAUACUGAUGGCCUGAGCACCCUCCCUUUCUCAGUCGGGACAGUUAGUACUCAUCGCCUUUACACGCUUGUGGCUGUAAGCUAAAAGCGAUCUUAUCACUUUAGAAUUAUGGUUUAAGUUACUUUGUAAAUAUAUUUUAAUACUCUUUUUUAA